This is a messenger RNA of Beta vulgaris subsp. vulgaris (sugar beet), 4053 nucleotides long. Its product is annotated as cold and drought-regulated protein CORA. Bases 2775 to 3665 code for a protein of 296 amino acids. The record is from RefSeq and is a predicted model, not a curated record. The transcript is spliced from 2 exons. NCBI's taxonomy places the organism in Eukaryota, Viridiplantae, Streptophyta, Magnoliopsida, Caryophyllales, Amaranthaceae.
UAUCCUAUUGCCUUUCUCAUUCAUCCCACAAACAAAAACACAGUCUUCACAAAAAUCUCUUUCAAGUUGUUUAGGAAAUUGAAAAUGGCCUACUCAAAGGCUUUACUCCUUGGUUUUCUAUUUGCCAUGGCUUUUCUUAUUUUUUCUGAAGUCUCGGCUCGUGAGCUAGCUGAGUCUUCCACCACUCAACAAACACAGUCUGUGGAGGAGUCUAAGCAUCAUAGCUACUACGGAGGAGGACAUGGACAUGGUGGACACGGAGGACACGGUGGAUAUGGCGGUCAUUACCCACCCAAGGAAGAGGAGAGUGAAGUUGUAGACCCUCAAGGCUAUGGUGGCCACGGUGGUUACGGUGGUGGACACGGAGGUUACGGUGGUGGACACGGAGGAUACGGUGGUGGCCACGGAGGAUAUGGUGGUGGAGGAUACGGAGGACGUGGUGGAUACGGUGGCGGCCACGGAGGUUACAGUCACGGUGGACAUGGUGGAUAUGGUGGUCACUAUCCCCCAAAGGUGACAAAGAUUGCUGAGGAACAAAAGGGUAACUAAGUCUGAGUGAGUCUAAUGCCUCCCAAAAACAAAAAUGUAUUCUCUGUGUUUGUGUUUGUAUAUUAAUAAAUAAUAAUACAUGUUUGAUCGGAGAAAAGUAUAGAUGUAUUUGUGUCUUAUAAAACAGGACAUAAAUUACGGAAAUGUUGCUUUUAUACUCGAUGCAUCAUGUAAUGAUAUGUAAUCUUCUACUUAAUGUAAUCUGAGAUCUUGUAUGAUAUGCACAGAGCUUUUAAGUUGCAUUCUAUGGAAUGUAAGUUUCUUCUGUUAGUAGAGUUCUACACUUUUUUUUCUAGUAAAAUUUUCUUUCAAAUUUAUUUUAACAUAUUUUUUCUUGAACCAUGUGUCCAUGCAUGCAUCCCUAUUGACCGGAAUUGCAAGCUUUACUACUGAUAUCUCCGUUUUCAAAUAAAUGUAUGAAUUUAACCUAAUUUAUACAUUUGCCGACACACAACUUUAAUUAUUAAUAUUUUUAUUUUUCUAUUAUUAAAAAAUUAUAAAAGUUGAUAAUUUGAGCAUGUCUGUGGAGACACGUUCAACAGUAUCUUGUAAGCUAAUAUUGAAUUUUAUACAUAUGGUCGGAAUAUAAUAUGCAAAUAGUGUUAAAGUUAAAAGGAAUCAACUAUUCAAAAAUAAGGAAAUAACUCUGAUUUUAACUUGGUAAAAGCCAUGAUUAUUAGGGAGAACAAACUCAUUAACUAGAUUUCUCAUGGGCCGAGUCAAAAGCCAUAACUAUAUUGUAAACAAAAGCAAACAAUAUAUAUAUUUUCUCCGUCCUUUAAACCUUGAUAUUCAUUUUCAAUCUUCUAAAUAAAAACUAUUUAGAUAGCUAACUAAAGGUUUUUGAACAUUGUGUUAUGUAGUUAGUCUUUGUGGUUCAAAUUCGGAAUUAUUACAAUAUCAAUGUACAAGGAAACAUAUUAAUAGCAUGGUGCCCUAAAUGAAACUCUUAAAUAUAAAUCAUAUCACAAAUAACAAAUUAUUUUAGAUUUAGAUGUUCUGUCCCUUAACUUCUUAUUUAUAGUAAAUCAUAAAACCUUAUAGUGGAAUUCUACAAGACUUCUCAAUAUCAACACAGAUGCAAUAUCAACACAGAUGCAGAACAACUAGUUUGCCUUCUGAAAGUAUACAGAAAAUGGACUCCUUUUGAAAGAGGUUUACCAUCCCUCUAAUAUCUACAUGAGAAAAUUCUUGCACACAAUCAGGUGGAACUUGGAAGCUCAAAUGAUAUCAAUUACAACCAUUUUAGUGGUAUGUAGAACCUUCUAAUAUAUAACACUAUAUAAAUUUUACAUUAUUGUCAAAUGUAAAAACGUAAAUUAUAGAAUAAUAUUAAUUUCUUUUUCAAUGUUUGCAACUGUUUACCUUUUGCACUAUUUAUCUAUUAACAUCGACAACAACUCAAUUAUUAUUUACUUUCUUCCAUUCAUACAGUAAACUCAAAAUUGAUAGAUGAUGACGAAAAAAAGAGUUUAGAUUAUUUUGAGAAGUUACUUUAUAAGUUGGGUUAUCAAAAAAUAAUUAACAGUGAAAUUAAAUUCAGCGAACACGUUCAAAAUUGGAUUAUUAAAAUUAAUCCUAUAUAUAUUUCAAAUAAUUGUUUUUUUUAAUAAUAUUGAUAAUUGAGAGUUUCGGCAAAAAGCUUGAGGAUAUGCUAGGUCGUAUAGCAAUUCUGGAGGACGAGUUUGAUCCACUAAAAGGGACAUAGAUGAAAAAAUGCCCCAAGUUAUUCCAGCCCAUCUUCAGGUUGCUACUGGUCUCGGUUAGACAAGGAAAUAAGGGUGAGUUUAACGCGGUCUAGACCUGGAGUCUCAAGCAGAGACUUUGCAAAGUCUCAUUGGGUCUGACGCGAUAAACUGCCAAAAAAUGGAAGUGAGUCUCGCGUAGAGUUUUGAUUUGUAAAACUCUGACAAAGACUCCCUUUAAUACUAUUAGCAUGGCCCACCAACACAAAUGCAACGGAUACUUUGUCCAAUUGCACAAAUUCAACGGCUAAAUUUUAACAGUUAUAAAUUUUAGUAAUAAAAAAUGUCAUGAUCUGUAUAAUUUAUUGUAUAAUAAUUUGUAAUAAUGCCUAUAAAUAACUCUUUGGGUACAACUUUUUUUUUACAUUCUCUAUAUUCUCCCAUAUCAAUUUCCCUUUUAUCUCUAUUCUCUCAAAAAAAAAAAAAUCUAUCUAUUAUAUUUUUAAUGGAUCCAAAUCAAAUUUUGAUUUAAACUCCCUUAUGAGUAUGUUUCAAAAUAAUCCUCAAUUUCAGACAUUUUUAGCUCAACAAAAUCAAUAUCAAAAUUCCCAAAAUUCCCAAAAUACAAAUUUUUCUAACCCCAAUCCCACUAGUAUGGGUAAUGCACAAGUGCAAAAUUUUACCCAAUUUCUCCAAACUCCAAAUAACCAAUAUACUCCUACUACUCAAAGUAUUGACCAACCUCCUUUUACCCCUAUUAGUAUUGGGCCCAAUUCCGACAACGUAUUUGUAGAUAAUGCGGGUAUUGAAGAGGCGAAUAUUGAUGUUACUACAACUACUCGUACUGCUGCUCGUACUACAUCACGUCGCAAAGUAAGUCAAACUAAAGAGAAAAAAGGGUUAACUUGGACGAUAGAAGAUGAAACACUUCUUGGUAUUGCAUGGAUUAAUACUACCAAAGAUGAAGUGAAUGGCAAUGCACAAAGAGCCGAUGCAUAUUGGGGGAAAAUUUGUGCAUUCUUCAAUGAAAAUAGGCAAACAAAUCAAGCUGAACGAGAGGUAAACCCUUGCAAACAACAUUGGUGGGCAAUUAAUAAUGCACUUGGAAAGUUUGCAGGGUGUUAUGCCAAGUAUGAAAAGAGAAGUGGGUUUAAUGAAGCUUUGAAGCUCUCGGAGGCUCGUGCACUUUACCAAAGUCUCUACAAUUCCAAGUUUCAAUACGAUCAUGUGUGGAUUAUUGUGUGUGAAACUAAUAAGUUCAAAGCUGAACUAAAGAGCAAACGUAAGAAAGACAACGAUAGUGAUUCGUCAAAAAGGAACAAGAUUUCUGAAUCAGGAGACUACACAGCAAGCGGGGAGGAUGUUGAGGGUUUUGAUGAAGUUGAUGAGGCCCGACCACAACAGGUCAACAAGCUGCAAAGAAACAACUAGCUGCACAGAGAAAGGGAAAAAGCACCCAAAGUGAUCAUAGUGAAGCCAUAUCAGUUGCAAAAGAUAUUCAAGAGUCACGUGCACAAUCAAUGAGUCGUAUGGCAGAUUUAAAGGAGCAGGAGCUUGAAAACCAACUACUCUGUGCCGAUGUCACCAAGAUGGCUCCUUUGCAAAGAAAGAUUCAUGAGAAGAAGUUGCAAGCACUUGCAGAAAAAUAUGGAUGGACUUUUGAUGAUUAGGUUGCUUACAACUUGCAAAAUUUGAUUAUGUUUAUUAAUGUUUAUUUAUGUUGUUUUAAUAUAUUGUAGCUAUGUUUCAGUAAAGCAUGUUUUUAUUUCAUGAACUUAUGUUACUUCUUAAUAUUAAUAAUAAUUAAUUAUUUCCUUUA